AUGGACUCUGUUGAUGAUUUGCUGGAUGGGCAUCUUUACUUUUGCCUUUUUUGUCUUCACAGGAUGCACUUUUUGUGUGUGCUGCUGCUGCUUUUGCCUUCAGUGGCCCUCAGCUACAUUUCACCAGCUGCAAGCGUAGUGUGGGAGGAAUGGAAAAUCAAACAUAACAAAGCUUAUGAAAAUCAGACUGAGUUGACCCUCCGGAGGGCUAUAUGGGAGAAGAACUGGCUCUUGGUGCUGAAACACAACCAGGAAGUCUCGGCAGGAAAACACAACUUCACACUGGGACUUAACCACCUGACUGACAUGGUUGAGGAGUUGGGUCGCAGACGGAUAUGGGAGGAAAACCUAGAUAUGAUCAAUCUCCAUAACCUGGAAACGUCGCUGGGCCUGCACUCGUUUGAGAUGGCAAUGAACCACUUGGGAGAUCUGACAAUAGAGGAGAUCACCAGAACUCUCACAGGCACAGUCGUACCAUCUGAGCUGGAGAGGAUUCCUUAUGAACUGGUUAAGGUUAACCAGUCUCUGCCAUCUUCGCUGGACUGGAGGGAUAAAGGCUUGGUGACUUCAGUCAAAACUCAAGGUUCUUGCGGCUCUUGUUGGGCAUUUAGUGCAGUCGGAGCCCUGGAGGGGCAACUAAAGAAGUCCACAGGCAUCCUGAAGUCUCUCAGUCCCCAGAAUUUGGUGGACUGCUCCGCAAAAUACGGCAACUACGGCUGUCGGGGGGGCUUCAUGGCCAACGCCUUCCAGUAUGUCAUUCAAAACCGGGGCAUUGCAUCCGACACCUCUUACCCCUAUAUUGCAAAGCGGGAUCAAUGCAAGUACCGACCACAGUACCGGGCAGCCAACUGCUCCAAGUACGGCUUCCUGCCAAAGGGAGAUGAAUUUGCAUUGAAAGUUGGCUUGGCUAACAUUGGCCCCAUCUCUGUAGCAAUUGAUGCUUCUAGGCCAAAGUUUCUCUUUUAUCGUCAUGGUGUGUACCAGGACCAUACGUGCUCACACAAUGUGAACCAUGGGGUGCUGCUCGUAGGCUACGGCACUGAAAAUGGAGAGGAUUACUGGGUGGUCAAAAACAGUUGGGGAGAACGCUUCGGUGAUGGAGGAUUCAUAAAAAUGGCCCGGAACAAACACAACCAGUGUGGCAUCGCACUCUAUGCUUGUUUUCCAAUCAUGUGAUCGCUUGGGUUUAACUAUAUGAUCUUCUGAAUAAAGCAAAUUGGCAACUUGUUUGGCUUUCA
Molecule: messenger RNA, 1238 nt
Organism: Menidia menidia (Atlantic silverside)
Lineage: Eukaryota; Metazoa; Chordata; Actinopteri; Atheriniformes; Atherinopsidae
Source: the annotation of a GenBank genome assembly